This is a messenger RNA of Thyridium curvatum, 1773 nucleotides long. RefSeq lists its product as uncharacterized. Gene Ontology annotation, molecular function: zinc ion binding. Bases 1 to 1773 code for a protein of 590 amino acids. The record is from RefSeq and is a predicted model, not a curated record. Lineage: Eukaryota; Fungi; Ascomycota; Sordariomycetes; Thyridiales; Thyridiaceae. The transcript has a single exon.
AUGCCACCGCCAAAUACACCAGAAGACAUGGAACAGGAGUUCCAGAGGCGGCGGGCUGACGCUCAAGCUGCCCGUCGACAGAUUCGCGACGACUCUCCUGACAACAGCAGCGGCAUUCUCCUGCCGGGUAACCUACCAGCAGAGGGAGUUGAGCAAUACCUGGAGGACACGAUAGAGGUCGAUGGCCAACUUUAUCAGUGGCCUUCGAGCGGAAGCCCGACCAACAUGGCUGUGGAUGAGCCUCUUCGAAUCAACUUACCCCAGCGACGACCUUCAAACCGCGGGGCCAGCAGAUCUCGUUCGCGAUCGUUAACCCCAACACGGCCACGCCGGAACCGUACCAGUGAUACCCAGCCAUUAGCUGGCCCCGGAUCCCGGAAGACGCACACCGAUCCCGCCAAGAGUCCUGGGUUUGAGCUGGCAGCCCUGGAAUAUGUCGGCGAGCAUGACGACAAUCUGGACUGUCCAAUUUGCCAAUCACCCUUUGUGGAGCCGCAUGUCAUCAAGUGCGGGCACGUCUUUUGUGCCGAUUGCCUCGACAAGACGCUGGAGAACAGCCAGGCCUGUCCCAUAGAUCGCAGCAGGAUCGAAUAUUGUUUCAGAGUUCCGGGUGGCAAGGACUGCGCGCUGCCCGCGCCCUUGAUCAUUCGGAAUCAGUUGGACGAUCUUCGCGUGAAGUGUCCAAACAAGCUCUGCAACCAUGUCUGUGCGCGGGCUUUUGUCAAGCAUCACUACAAGAGGGACUGCCCUUAUACGAAAGGUUCUUGCCCAGAUCCAGAAUGCGACAAGCUGGUCACUCGACUCGAGGCUGGAGAUGGGGUCUGUCUCCAUCAAGAAGUCAAAUGCUCCCAGUGCGAUAAGGUUGUCGAGCUGGCUUCGCUAGAGGAGCACUAUGAGACGGAGUGCAAGCAGAGGUCCGAGAACUGCGAGUUCUGCAAUGCCGAAAUCCGGGUUCACCAGCGUGUAUCUCACAAAAAAGUCUGUCCCGACAUGGACGUGGCUUGUCGACACGCAUCAGCAGGUUGCGGAUACAAGGAGAAGCGCAAAGACUAUGAUCCUCAACAUGAACGUCAGUGCCUCUACGGCAUGAUUCUCAACAUGCAGCAGCGGCACAAUGCCGAAAUGGACAACAUGCGGUCCAAGCUGGCCAGUAGCGAGGACCAGUUGCGCAAGCUCCUGCUCGAUCGAGCUGCUACUCUGUCUUCACCUCCAAGCUUGACUGGCAGCCCAUUAGGUACCAUCAACCUUGGCAGUCCCAGUCAGGCGGGAGAGCGUACGCCAAGGCGUCGGCGACGGUCAUCACGGCGUCGCCUGUCAGGGACAGAUCUUUCUGUUCAAGAGAGUGAUGACGGCAGUGAUCAGCCGAUCGAUGCCGAGGCACGUCACCACCAGAUACUGACAACGCUUGACGUGUUCGACUCCAAGGUCGAGAACCUGCGCCAGUGCAUGGCCGAGCUAGAUGCUCGCCAGAACGCAUUGUUGAUGACCGAGGUCAUCCCUGUCAAGGACCAGCUUAACGCUCUACGCAGCGAUGUUGGGCAUAUCGGCAUGCAUGUGCGGUGGCUCUUGGAGCUACAUCAGAAGAAGCAGCGGGCUGGCUCUGCAGCCGCAGCUACGCUGAACGGAGCUGCCAACGCCAAUAGCGGAAGGUCGCCGGCCGACAACGGAGGCUCCAGCGGCGGUGGGAAUACCAACUCUGGAGGGCAACAGGAAGGUCAACUGCGGUAUACACCGCGGCGACAGAUGAGCGGAGAGAACCCACCACGUCUGUGA